Molecule: messenger RNA, 4700 nt
Organism: Sinocyclocheilus rhinocerous
Lineage: Eukaryota; Metazoa; Chordata; Actinopteri; Cypriniformes; Cyprinidae
Product: androgen receptor-like
Exons: 6
Coding region: 1-942 (313 amino acids)
Source: RefSeq, a predicted model, not a curated record
AUGAACUUCAAGUACCCUUCAUCCUGUCCACCAGUUCAUCGCAAAGUUCAUAUAUUGCUUUUGUUCUGUGACGCAGCCCGCAAGCUGAGGAAGAUCGGACAGAUGAAAGGUCCGGAGGGGGUCGGCCCUGUUCAGGGCCCAUCAGAGACACUCAGGUGCCUGUCGCCCAAGCCCAGCCUGACGUUCCACUCACAGUUGAUCUUCCUGAACAUCCUGGAGGCCAUCGAGCCCGAGGUGGUGAACGCCGGCCAUGAUCAUGCUCAGCCUGACUCGGCAGCUGCUCUCCUCACCAGCCUUAAUGAGUUGGGAGAGAGGCAACUUGUCAAGGUAGUGAAAUGGGCCAAAGGACUUCCAGGUUUCCGUAACCUGCAUGUGGAUGAUCAGAUGACAGUCAUACAACACACCUGGAUGGGAGUGAUGGUCUUUGCACUGGGUUGGAGGUCCUACAAGAACGCCAACGCGCGGAUGCUGUUCUUUGCGCCAGACCUGGUCUUCAACGAUCGUAGGAUGCAUAUCUCCAGCAUGUACGAGCACUGUGUUCAGAUGAAGCACCUCUCGCAGGAGUUUGUGCUGCUGCAGGUCACACAGGAAGAGUUCUUUUGCAUGAAGGCCCUCCUCCUUUUCAGCAUCAUUCCAGUGGAGGGGCUGAAGAGUCAGAAGUGUUUUGAUGAGCUGCGUCUGACAUACAUAAACGAGCUUGAUCGUUUAAUCAACUAUGGCAGGAAGACCAACUGCGCCAUGCGCUUCCAACAGCUGACCCGACUGAUGGACUCACUGCAACCAAUUGUUCAGAAGUUGCACCAGUUCACCUUUGACCUCUUUGUCCAAGCUCGGUCUCUGCCCACGAAGGUCAGCUUUCCCGAAAUGAUUGCAGAAAUCAUCUCGGUCCAGGUGCCAAAAAUCCUCGCCGGCCUGUCUAAACCAAUCCUGUUUCACAAAUGACAAGACUACACCCCUGAACUACUGAUCCAUACCAACCCUAUCCAGGCCAUAUGAGCCAGUCAGUUUGGCCUAAUCCAGUUUGGUCCAGUCUAAACCAGCCUGCAAUGCUUUUAAUCUGGACUCGAAUCGAGCGACGGGACUGAACGAUACUGAUUUUUUUUAUUUUCCUUUUUUAUUUAUUUUUUUAGAAUUUUUCCCCUUCUAUCCCUCCCUCCCUUUCUAUAUCAGUCUCAUCUCUCUCUCUCUCUCUCUCUCCUUUUGAAAAAUGGCCCUGAAAAGUAGUGGGACCAUUACAUCAUUACAGUUGUCUAUCUUCUCCUCAGAGACCAUUUGAGCUCAUUUUCUCAAACUGACAGCAUGGUGUGAAGCAGGUUUUGUUCUUUCUUUCAACCAGCAGUUAUCCUUCAAGAGUUACAACGUGGUGGACAGGUUGGAAAAAAUAUCACACUGAAUUUUCAUCUGAGCCCUUAAUCAAAAAAAAAAAAAAGGCACUGCACAGAUCUCUAUCAGAGUCUGUGACCUGGCUCUAAUCUCUAUGCAUCGCAGGAUAAAAAGGUUAAAAAGAGAUCAGGACAAAGCAAAGCAGCAUGCAUAGAGAGAUACAUCAGAACAUGACAAAAAAUCAUGACAGUCUCUUCAGUUGUGACUUUUACACUUUUUAUUUAGAACAACACACUACUAAAUACAGUAUGGAUUUCAGUACAGCAGGCUGGCUAUCAGUCUCCUCCCUGCUUUAUUAGUUUAUUGAUUGUAAAACAAGUGCUUCAUUCAUUUCUUAUGAAAUGUAGAGGCUCUUUGAAAAAGCUUUUUAAAAGGCAUCAUUCAUUUGGGAUCAGACAAUUUGUGACUUUAAUUUGAAAAUUGUUCACAGUUGGGUUUUGCUACUAAGACCGAAACAACAGCACAAUUAAAAAAAAAAUCUCACAGUCAUCAAGACUUGCCUCCUCCAGACAGCAGACUUUUGUUAAGACGGGGCUCAGUGCCCUUUUUUGCAACCUGGAUAUUUAAGUGCAGGUUUUAGGGGAUAUUGUUGACAGUUUGUACAUAGAACAUAAAUACAGCCACGCUUGGGUAAGCAUAGGUGAUCUUCAAAUAUAUACACAUAUAUAUAUAAAUCUAUGCAUGCUGUCUUCAUAUCCAUCAACAAAACAACAAACAAAUAAUUGCAUGUUAAAGCCCUAGAUAUUCAAACAAACCAAACUGCAUUUCCAGUAAGCUAAAUGGAUAUUGUUAGGAAACGUUACUGUUUUCCAUAAGGCUCUUCUGAAAGUUACUCUCUCUCUCUCUUUCACUGUCCUUAAUGGAAGAUUUGGCAAGGUAAUAUUCUUGUAUAUACAGUAUAUGUAAAAGUUAAGCGUGGUUCUUUUCAACCUUUCUAUGUGCUAAUGUAUGGAUGUAGUCAAUAGUUUUACAGUAGUUUCCUUUCUUUCCUUUAUAGCAAGUGCCACUGAGGGAUUUGUAUUUCUCCCCGCUAGCAAUAAAUAAUCACAUGCUUAACACACUCUUUUAACAAGCUCUUUUAGAAUACCAAAACAUGCUUCAAAUGGUGCACAGCUUUGAAAAAAAGAAAAGAAAAGAGCUUUGCGCUGACAUGGGACAGUACUGUUAUUUUUUUCAGAAACUCGUACCAAAUAUCUUAAUCACCAUCAGCUGUCUCAAAUCAACUACAAGUGGUGCUUAAGCUGUCCCCUUUAACACCCUCAAGGGUGUUAACAGGAUAGUUCACCCAAAAAUGAAAGUUUUCAUUUACUCACCCUCAAGUUGUUCCAAACCUGUAUGAGUUCUUUCUUCUGAAAGGAACAUGAUUUGAAGAAUGUUAGUAACUGGACAGUUUCUGGUAGCCACUGACUUGCAUAGAUGGUAAAAAAUGCUAUGAUAGUCAAUGGCUGCCACCAGCUGUUUGGUGACCAGCAUUUUAUUUAUUUAUUUAUUUAUUAUUAUUAUUGAAAAUAUCUUAUUCAAUGUUUGGUAGAAAAAAGAAAAAAAAAAAACGUACAGGUUUGGAACAACUUGAGGGAUCAUUUUCGGGUGAGCUAUGGCUUUAAACGAGACAAAAGACAAAAAAAAAAAAGAGGCAUGUGUAUUUUUUACUCCGUUUUUGCUUCAAUUAAAUCAUCCUCUAUUUAUCUGUCAGAAAGGAACCUCUUUACUCGCUUUCCUCAUACCCCGGUGCAGCGCGUAUUAUCUAGACAUCGUGUCAACUUUUUCCCUCCGCACGCUCUCCGUUUCUAAAUGAUUGAAUAAUGCCUGCAGCGUUAUGUAUGUAGAUUACUCUUUAAAGAGCCCCAAAAUCGCGGCGCUGUGUUGUCUUUGUCAGGCCUGGGGUGACCUGGGGUGUACUUUCGGCAGAGCACGGAGUUAAAACGACGAGAUGUGGUUUAGCUGCUCGAGCUCUUGUCGCCGCGGAGCAUGUUGACGGGUUGAAUGUGCCAGGCAGAGAAUAUGGGUGUCACAGACGGCUCCUCUGCGCUGACAGCACCGAGCACUGCGCAAUUACACGCAGGUGUUUACCCAUUUAGACGGCCCAAAAGCACUCAUUAGAAUUUGCAGAACUCCAAACUGCACUUUUACCAUGCCAGAAAAGAGCUCGCGACUUUCACCACGAACACGCAACGCUGUAGGACGGAGCCGAAGCCAAAGUCUGAUCACAAAGUCGUUCAUUAGCCGGCGGACUUUCGGAGGCGGCACUCGCAUGCAAACACCGACUCUCGGGAGACGCACUCUCUUGCUGUCUUAUUAUUGUCUGUUUACAAUAGAAAGCUUGUAAUAUGUCAGUUAGCGACACUCUUUGUAACACCUCGCGCUGCGCUCGUGACAAUACUCGUGCUUGGAUGAUCCAUAAGCUGAUUUGGGACUUUUCUUAACACAUCCCUUAUGAGCUAUGAUGUAAAACUUUGCGUGUUGAUUUUCAAAUAAAGUCUUAGGAUUUACUGUGUGCGGUGUGAUCAACCAAUAGCAAAAUGUGUAUGUUUAUAUGCGCUCUUUUAAAUCUGUUAGCAGGCUCUGCUUCGCCGCCCUUAUAGGUGUUAAAAAGGGGAAGAAAGCAGUAAGGACAUUUUUUGGUGUCUUUUGCAAAAUAAUGAAUUUGGCCUGUGUUGAUUACAAAAUGUUUUUUGUUUCUGCUCUCACAUGAACAAGAGAACCUAGAGUCUUAACAGUCUGCAUGUCACCAGGAUGCUUCCUGUGGUUAUAAAUUGGAGUUCAUUUCUCACUGAUAUAGUUUCCCCAUCUAUUUGUGUCCUGUUUCAGCUUUGUAAACCAUAUAAAAACUCCCACAUUUGUAACAAUGACUUGGUUCUUUAACUCUCUUUGCUGCUGAUAUGAGCAAUUACACGACUAAUCAUUAGCAAAUGCUUUUUUACAGCUUUUUUCUCUGGUGUGAAUAAUUCCUGUCUAUACAGAAGGAAGAGCUAGAUAGUUUGGCUUUGUAUGACUAGAAGAGGAAAUUCUGGCUUCUUAAACAAUGUUUGUUACUUAAAUCUUUGUAACUUUAUAGUCUUUUUUUACAGCAGUUGAAUAUGUGAGAGUGGGUGUGUGUCUGUGCAUGCAUGCUUUUCGCAGAUUAUUUAGUAGGCCUACUGUAAUGUUGUAUUGGCAGUUGUUAACUAGUGAUUUUUUUUUCGAGCAGUUUGCGAACUGCUUUCUACUCGUGUGGAAAAUGCUUAUCUGAUUGCUGUUGUGUAGAGCCUGUGUAAAUCGGGGUUGUUUGUGUUUUACCGCUUUCAAUUCAAUAAAAAAAAUAUUUGAAAAUCUUGAAA